Molecule: messenger RNA, 2368 nt
Organism: Cucurbita maxima (winter squash)
Lineage: Eukaryota; Viridiplantae; Streptophyta; Magnoliopsida; Cucurbitales; Cucurbitaceae
Product: sulfite reductase [ferredoxin], chloroplastic-like
Exons: 8
Coding region: 86-2158 (690 amino acids)
Biological process (GO): sulfate assimilation
Cellular component (GO): sulfite reductase complex (NADPH); chloroplast stroma
Molecular function (GO): heme binding; 4 iron, 4 sulfur cluster binding; sulfite reductase (ferredoxin) activity
Source: RefSeq, a predicted model, not a curated record
AAAAAGAAGCAGAGAAUUUCGUUUUCGUCUUCUUCACUCACUCUGCAAAUUUCUCCAAUUUCCCACAUCCCUUACCUCUCCUCCGAUGACCACCACGUCGUUAGCCGCCUCGAGCGCCGCCGCGUUCACCGACCCGACGGUUCAGAUUCCGACCUUCCAUGGCCUUAAAUCCACUACCUCCCUUGCUUUGGCCAGAAAUGUCCGCUUCUUCCCCUUGCCUGCUUUCCCUUCUUCCUCCAACUCUUCCAGCCCUCUGCUCGUUCGAGCCAUCUCCACGCCGGCAAAGCCAGGGGUUGCAGCUGAGCCUAAGCGUAGUAAGGUCGAAAUUUUUAAAGAACAAAGUAAUUUUAUAAGAUAUCCUCUUAAUGAGGAGUUGUUGACGGCUGCUCCUAAUUUAAACGAGGCUGCAACACAAUUGAUCAAAUUUCAUGGGAGCUAUCAGCAGUAUAACAGAGAAGAGCGUCGACAGCGGUCUUAUUCAUUCAUGCUUCGUACGAAGAAUCCUUGUGGGAAAGUGUCAAACCAGCUGUACUUGACGAUGGAUGAUCUUGCUGAUCAAUUUGGAAUUGGAACGCUUCGUUUAACCACAAGGCAAACAUUUCAGCUACAUGGAGUUCUCAAGAAGGAUAUGAAGACAGUUAUGAGCACCAUUAUUAGAAGCAUGGGUUCAACUCUUGGUGCUUGUGGUGAUUUGAACAGGAAUGUUCUUGCUCCAGCUGCUCCAAUUAUGAGGAAAGAUUACCUUUUUGCACAGCAAACUGCAGAAGACAUUGCUGCUUUGUUAACUCCGCAAUCAGGAUUUUAUUAUGAUAUGUGGGUAGACGGGGAGCGGUUCAUGUCGGCAGAACCUCCAGAAGUGGUGAAGGCUCGUAAUGACAAUUCUCAUGGAACAAAUUUUCCGGAUUCUCCCGAGCCUAUUUAUGGAACUCAAUUCCUCCCUCGAAAAUUUAAAAUUGCUGUGACAGUGCCAACCGAUAACUCUGUAGACAUUCUCACAAACGAUCUUGGCGUUGUUGUCAUUUCUGAUGCUGAGGGGGAGCCUCAAGGAUUCAACAUAUAUGUUGGAGGAGGCAUGGGAAGAACUCAUAGAUUAGAAUCCACAUUUGCUCGUUUGGGAGAGCCAUUAGGAUAUGUUCCCAAGGAAGAUAUUUUAUAUGCAGUUAAAGCUAUUGUUGUCGCACAACGUGAAAAUGGCAGAAGAGAUGAUCGCAAAUAUAGUAGACUAAAAUAUUUGAUCAGUUCCUGGGGGAUUGAAAAAUUUAGGAGUGUUGUAGAGCAAUAUUAUGGGAAAAAAUUCGAACCAUUCCGGGAAUUACCAGAGUGGAAGUUUGAAAGUUACUUGGGGUGGCACGAGCAGGGUGAUGGUAACUUAUAUUGUGGACUACAUGUUGAUAGCGGUCGUAUUGCUGGGAAAAUGAAGAAGACAUUGAGAGAGGUGAUAGAGAAAUAUAAUUUGGAUGUUCGGAUCACCCCACAUCAAAACAUUAUCUUGACCAACAUUCGCAAUGCAUGGAAGCGGCCCAUUGCCACAGCUCUUGCGCAAGGUGGUCUGCUGAACCCAAGGUAUGUAGAUCCCCUUAACAUAACUGCAAUGGCAUGUCCGGCUUUUCCACUUUGCCCUUUGGCAAUAACAGAAGCUGAGAGAGGAAUUCCAGACAUCCUUAAGCGUGUUCGAGCUAUAUUUGAAAAGGUCGGUCUUGAGUACAGCGAGUCUGUUGUCAUAAGGAUUACUGGAUGCCCGAAUGGUUGUGCCAGGCCUUAUAUGGCUGAGCUUGGAUUAGUAGGUGAUGGUGCUAACAGCUACCAGAUAUGGCUUGGGGGAAAACCCAAUCAAACUUCAUUGGCAAGGACUUUUAUGGAUAAGGUUAAGAUCCACGACCUCGAAAAGGUCUUGGAGCCUUUAUUUUAUCAUUGGAAGCGAAAAAGAUACUCUAAAGAAUCAUUUGGCGACUUCACAAACCGCUUGGGAUUUGAGAAGCUUAAAGACCUGGUUGAAAAAUGGGACGGUUCUGUGCCUGCACCAACGCAUUACAACCUGAGGCUUUUUGCUGAUAAAGAUACGUACGAGGCGAUGGACGACCUCGCAAGAGUUCAGAAUAAGAAUGCUCAUCAACUAGCAAUGGAAAUCAUUCGCAACUAUGUGGCUGCUCACAAAUGAUUUGGUAAGAGACUUUAAAUUUUGUCGCCUUAGAAGCUGAGAUGUUGAAAGGAUGAAUUAGUUUAGUAGUCUGAUUCUAUGCUUGGGCUUGUUACUGUUUUGUAACAGCAUGAAUGAAUACUGUUUGUCUGCUUGAGCUUUGUAUUUACCGUUUUCUUGGAUUUUGUAUCUUAUUUUAAGGUUGCUUCUAAUAAAUUUACCUUUCUACCA